Molecule: messenger RNA, 1234 nt
Organism: Cucurbitaria berberidis CBS 394.84
Lineage: Eukaryota; Fungi; Ascomycota; Dothideomycetes; Pleosporales; Cucurbitariaceae
Product: glutathione S-transferase
Exons: 4
Coding region: 183-950 (255 amino acids)
Source: RefSeq, a predicted model, not a curated record
AGAGAACUGUGCGAUAGACAAGCCACACGUAGCCUGAAUUUCUAAUCAAGCUCAUAUUCGUCAUUGCCCCUCUUUGGACCCCACUUGAACAUUACCAAUUGUAGAACUAUAAAGUCUCAGUAUUUGGAGCACCAUUAUUCUCAAACAAUCUAUCCCCAAGGACUAUUACCAAUAGCACAAUCAUGUCCUCUCCAAAUUCGAACAUCACCCUCUUUACUACCCAGACGCCGAAUGGCAUCAAGAUCUCAAUCGCCCUCGAAGAGCUAGGGCUCCCCUACAAAACCGAAAAGAUUGACAUCUCCAAAGACACCCAAAAGGAAGACUGGUUCCUAGCCAUCAACCCCAAUGGCCGUAUUCCCGCACUCACCGAUACCUUCUCCGACGGGAAACCCAUCAACCUCUUCGAGUCAGGAAGCAUCCUGCAAUAUCUGGUAGAGCGCUACGACCCUGAGUACAAGAUCUCGUUUCCUACGGGCACGAGAGAGUGGUAUGAGACGAACAAUUGGCUGUUCUUCCAGAAUGCUGGUGUGGGUCCUAUGCAGGGACAAGCUAAUCACUUCACCCGCUAUGCUCCGGAGCAUAUCGAAUACGGCGUCAACCGAUAUCAGAACGAGACACGCCGCCUCUACUCAGUCCUCGACAAGCAUCUCGCUUCGGACAACAGGCCUUACUUGGUGGGCGAGAAAUGCACUAUCGCUGAUAUCUCUCACUACGGGUGGGUAGCAUCCGCUGGCUGGGCAGGUAUCGACAUUGACAAGUAUCCUGCCCUCAGAGCGUGGGAAGAGCGCAUGACGAGGCGCCCUGGCGUCGAAAAGGGUCGCCAUGUGCCUGACCCUCAUACGAUCAAGGAGCUUCUGAAGGACAAGGAGCAGAUGGAGAAGCAUGCAGCUGAAAGUCGCAAGUGGGUGCAAGCAGGGAUGAAACAGGAUGCUGAGAAGGCUAGAAAGUAAGGUCUGUGAUCAUUCGAGCGGUGUAGAGGUGGGGAUUGGACAAGAUCUGGGCCCUGGGCGGUAUAGUCCGUACAGGUUAUGAAGACUGGGUUCUUUCAAACCUAAAAUUGUGGAGGCGGCCAUGUCAAACGAGUUGAUGUCCCAAUGUCCAGGCUUGGGGAGGUAUGGGGGAGGUAUGGGGUCACUAUCAUGUCACUGGACAAGCAUUACCCUGACAGGAAUUGGAUGAAUCCGUCUUUCACUAUGUAUCAUGCUGUUAUUGAGGUCUGUGAUGAACGCUGACG